ACACACACACACACACACACACACACACACACACACACACACACACACACACACACACACACUCUCUCUCUGGUUUACAGACUUACGCACGCAUGCUGUCCAGGCAGGCCAGGCUGCUGUCAUAUGCAGGGCUUGGAAUCCAGAAAGGGAGGGGUGAGGGAAUAAGUCAGGAGGAGAGGAGAGAUGGAGGGGGGCAGGCAAUGUCAACAGCUCGACUCCCAGUGCAGUCAGCUGAAAUCCAGACCUCCAUGCAGUAGCUCGGAGAGGGGGCAGCAAUGCAGGCUGAGCCGGGGUAUAGAGUAUAACUUCACAACGCCUGAGAGAUAGGACCUACUGCAGAAAGAGAAGAAUAUAAUGCAAUGAUAGGAUGUACAAAUUUUCCUGGGAAAUUUGUCUUUUGGGUUGUGUUGAUCGACCGUGAAAAGGACAAGCCACGGGCAGCAGUCUGAAGUAGAUCAUGCCCCCUAGAUAGCAGCCUCACCACCCCUUUACUCCCCCCCCCCCUUACCCCUCUCGUCCCCUACUCUCCAGUGGUCCACGAUGCCCCCGCGGAAGCGGACGCGCCCCGCCCUGGGGUUCCUGUGCUGCUUUGGCAGCAGCGAGCCCCUGGAGAUCAACCUGAAGGACAGCGUGCCCCUGCAGUUGCUGGAGUUCAGUGCCCCCAUGCCCCUGGCCGAAGAACUGCACGCACGUUUCUCUGAACUGGUGGAUGAAUUGGACCUGACAGACAAGAACAGGGAGGCAAUGUUUGCUCUACCUGCCGAGAAGAAAUGGCAGAUCUACUGCAGCAAGAAGAAGGAGCAAGAGGACCCCAACAAGCUGGCCACAAGCUGGCCCGACUACUACAUCGACCGCAUCAACUCCAUGGCUGCUAUGCAGACCCUGUUCGCCUUUGACGAGGAGGAGAUGGAGAUGAGGAACAAAGUGGUGGAGGACCUGAAAACAGCACUUCGGACUCAGCCAAUGAGGUUUGUGACGCGCUUCAUUGAGCUCGAGGGCCUCACCUGCCUGCUCAAUUUCCUGCGGAGCAUGGACUACGAGACGUCGGAGAGCCGCGUGCACACCUCGGUCAUCGGCUGCAUCAAGGCCCUGAUGAACAACUCGCAAGGUCGAGCUCACGUGCUGGCCCACCCGCAGAGCAUCAAUACCAUCUCCCAGAGCUUGCGGCAGGACAACGUCAAGACCAAAGUGGCCGUGCUGGAGAUCCUGGGCGCAGUGUGCCUGGUGCCCGAUGGCCACAAGAAGGUGCUGCAGGCGAUGGCCCACUACCAGAAGUAUGCCGCCGAGAGGACCCGCUUCCAGACGUUACUGAAUGAGCUAGACAGAAGUACGGGGCGCUACAGAGACGAGGUCAACCUGAAGACAGCCAUCAUGUCCUUUAUCAACGCUGUGCUCAAUGCCGGGGCUGGGGAGGACAACCUGGAGUUCCGCCUCCACCUUAGGUACGAGUUCCUGAUGUUGGGGAUCCAGCCCGUGAUUGACAAGCUCAGAGGGCACGAUAAUGCCAUUCUGGACAGGCAUUUGGACUUCUUUGAGAUGGUGAGGAAUGAGGAUGACUUGGAACUUGCCAAGCGUUUUGACCUGACCCACGUGGACACUAAGAGUGCUGGCCAGAUGUUUGAGUUGAUCAAGAAGAAGCUGAACCACACAGAUGCCUAUCCUUACCUGCUCUCUAUCCUCCAGCACUGCCUCCAGAUGCCCUACAAACGCGGAGGGGGCAGUCUGCAGCAUUGGCAGCUCCUAGACCGGAUCCUGCAGCAGAUAGUCCUACAAGAUGAGAAGGGAGAGGACCCGGACAUAGCGCCCCUAGACAACUUCAGUGUCAAAAAUAUAAUUCGCAUGUUGUUCAAUGAAAAUGAGGUUAAGCAAUGGAGAGACCAAGCAGAGAAGUUCAGGAAAGACCACUCAGAGCUAAUGGCCAAGCUGGAGCGGAAAGAGAGGGAAUGUGAUACCAAGACGCAGGAGAAGGAGGACAUGAUGAAGACCCUCAAUAAGAUGAAGGACAAACUACAGAGAGAGGGAGUGGAGUUGCGGUCAGCGCGGGACCAAGUGCUCGACCUGCACUCGCGCAUCAGUGACAUAGCAGGUGACAGCGUACCUUUCCCUCCUCCACCCCCUGGUGGCCCCGUCCCCCCUCCCCCCAUGACUGGAGGCUUCCCUCCGCCCCCUCCCCCUCUGCCAUUCAGCUGCCCUCCUCCUCCCCCUCCUCCACCUGGAGGCCCUCCUCCUCCUCCUGGAGCUCCACCCAUCUUCUCUGGAAUCCCACCUCCUCUGGGCCCACCUGGAUUUGGUACUACUGCUACCAUGCGCUCAAAGUCUAUCCCGCAGCCCUCGCACCCGCUCAAAUCCUUCAACUGGGCCAAGUUGGGCGAGAACAAGAUCACUGGCACCAUCUGGCAUGACGUCGAUGACCUAAGGGCCUUCAAGAUCCUCGACCUCAAGGACAUCGAAAAGAUGUUCUCGGCCUAUCAGAGACAGCAAGAGCUGCUCACUAACCAAUCCUUCAAGCAGAAGGAAACCGGCUCGAUGGAUGACCUGUACCUGAGCACUCGCAAGGUGAAGGAGCUGUCGGUAAUCGACGGUCGGCGCGCUCAGAACUGCGUCAUCCUGCUCUCUAAGUUAAAAAUGAGCAACGAGGAGAUCAAGAGGGCCAUUCUAGAGAUGGACGAGCGGGAAGAGCUAGCCAAGGACAUGCUGGAGCAGCUGCUGAAGUUUGUCCCUGAAAAGAGUGACAUUGACCUCCUGGAAGAGCACAAACACGAGCUGGAGCGCAUGGCCCGUGCUGACCGCUUCCUCUUCGAGAUGAGCAGAAUUGACCACUACCAGCAGAGACUUCAGGCCCUGUACUUCAAGAAGAAGUUUGCAGAGCGCCUGGCGGAAACCAAGCCCAAGGUCGAAGCCAUACUGAGUGCCUCUAAGGAGGUGGUCCGCAGUAAGAGGUUGACUCAGACCCUGGAGGUGGUCCUGGCCUUCGGCAACUUCAUGAACAAAGGUCAGCGGGGCAACGCCUACGGCUUCAAGGUGUCAUCCCUCAACAAGAUCGCAGACACCAAGUCCAGCAUAGACAGGAACAUCACCAUGUUGCACUACCUAAUCAUGAUCUUUGAGAAGAACUACCCUGACAUCCUCCACAUCCAGCAGGACCUGCUCAGCAUACCUGAGGCAGCCAAAGUCAAUCUGGCUGAGCUAGAGAAAGAGGUGCACAACAUCAAGAGUGGACUGAAGGCUAUAGAGACUGAGCUGCAGUACCAGCAGAGCAGGACGACGGACCGGGGGGACAAGUUUGUCCCUGUGGUGGGGGACUUCAUCACAGUGGCCAGCUUCAGCUUCUCUGAGCUCGAAGACCUUCUGAACGAGGCCAAGGACAAGUUCACCAAGUCACUGAAGCACUUUGGGGAGGAGCAGGAUCGCAUGCAGCCCGAUGAGUUCUUUGGGAUCUUCGACACAUUCCUGGUGUCGUUCGACGAAGCCAGGCAGGACCUGGAGAACAUGCAGCGCCGCAAGCAGGAGGAGGAAAGGAGAGCACGCAUGGAAGUCAUGCUGAAGGAGCAGCGAGAGCGUGAACGGCGGGCCAAGAAGGGUGGCGCCACGGACGAGGUGGGGGGCGAGUUUGACGACCUGGUGUCGGCGUUGCGCUCUGGCGAGGUCUUUGACAAGGACCUGUCCAAACUCAAGCGCAACCGCAAGCGUUCGGUCAACCAGCUAGUGGAAGGGGGUGGCCGCGAAAGACCGGUCACCAAGGUCAAAUAUUAAUGACCCCUGGCCCCCAGGAGUCAUAGAUGAAAGGGAGACAACAAACAAUGUUGGCACUGUUUUCCUCACCGGUGAACUCUAGAGGUUAAGGGUCAGAGGGUAAGAUUGUGGGUGUCGGAUUGCCGUUUUGAUAUAGCAGCCACACAACCCAUCGGAAGGAAAGUAGAUUUUUAGUUGACGAGAAUUGCUCUUCUUCAAAACUCCACCAAGACACCUGACCCCAUCUUCAGAAGUGGACAACAGACACUUAAACUGACUGACAGACACACCACUGUGACAUGACUCCCUUUCCUCUUUAGACCACCUCUCCAUCCCCUUUUGAUCUCUCCAGAACUGUGCUCCAUGUCUCUCUUUGUCUAUCCCCCUCUUUCUCACUGUGCUCUUCCACUCACACACUCACACACACACACACACACGUACAUACUCUAAUCAUAAUAAUUUUAUAUCGCUCUUCAUUACAUAAGGAAAAGCUCAAAGCGUUAUAAAGCAACAACAAAAACAAACAAUAAAAAUAAAAUAAACAUAAUGAGAAAGUGCAUGGCAUGAUUGAGGUGGUCAGCGGAGGGAAGAGGUGGUCAAAAUGGAAGCAGCAGGCAGCACGUUGUCAUCACGGUGUCUCGCCAUCCACGCCGUCUGUGGUUUGGUAGUCGGACUCAAUCAGAUGAAGUUAGAGUUCCCUAAUAGCCACUGGACUAGCGAGCCAACUACUCUUCACUAAUACCAAAAUGCAGCACCCACUUGGCAGUCACAAGACACACAAUAGUAAUUCAGGAUUAGCCAGUCAUGGUCAUCUGUCAUCUCUUUACACCUCUGUAUUCUGGCUUCUCUCAAUCCUCAACAUCUGGAAAGUAGGUAUAAUCAAAUCAAUACAAAACAUUACAUACUAGCAAGCUAACAUUAGUUUUCUAGCUAGUCAAAAAACAACCGCCAAUUUCAGCCUUUAAAACAUGCUGGAUUCAGACUAUAAUAAUAAGCUAAUAGUUAAUUCAUAAAACCCAAAGUUUGUAGGGGAAAAUGCUAUUAAAGCUAUUAAUGACAACUAUUUACAAAAUAUACAGGAGCUCUCUGCCUACCCGACCUUACGGUGCCAUGGCAACCUAUUCUAUUUGUCCCUUGAUGGGUUGCAUCGCUCUGUGAGUUUUUGCUAUUUGGUGUAAUGACUGCUUGAGCCCAGCAGGGGGCAGUGGUUCUCUGUGGAGCCUCCUCUCUCGCUCUGUCUCUUACUCUCGUGGUGCUUAUACUAGUUGGUAGUAGCUUUACUUCUUCUAGUAGUGAAUGUAAAGAGACACAAGGAGUACUUCCCAAAAACUGCCAACAUUUUUGCAGCAGAUGCUUUGCUGCUGGUGUAGGCCCAUGCAGGAUUUGGGAGUAGGAUGUUGAGGUGACACAAUGGGGACUUCUGCUCAGGAGACGUGGCCACAUCGGCUGCCUUUGGGAACACUCUCUUCCCAAGUGCCUCUACCAUGUGGCAUUCCCGAGGACUCACUCCCAUACGGAAUUUCACAGAACGAGAGCACAACACUUCCCAGUACAAAUACGUGGGAGAGUACCCGUGCCCCAAGUUGACCUUUUACUAUUAAUUUGUCGUCAACAAUUUGAAGAAGAGAAGGAUUGUUUCGGCAGUACCCUGUGCCAAAGCAACAGAAAAACACUAUAUACAGUGUUUGUCACCACACAACUGAUUGGCUCAAACGCAUUGAGAAGGAAAGAAAUUCCACAAAUGAACUUUUAACAAGGCACACCUGUUAAUUGAAAUGUAUUCCAGGUGACUACCUCAUGAAGCUGGUUGAGAGAAUGCCACGAGUGUGCAAAGCUGUCAUCAAGGCAAAGGGUGGCCAUUUUGAAUAAUCUAAAAUAUAUUUUGAUUUGUUUAACACUUUUUUGGUUUUCAACAUUAUUCCACAUUUGUUAUUUCAUAGUUUUGAUGUCUUCGCUAUUAUUCUACAAUGUAGAAAAUAGUCUAAAUAAAGAUAAACCCUUGAAUGAGUAGGUGUGUCCAAACCUUUGACUGGUACUGUAUAUAUAUAUAUAUAUAUAAAACUAUAUAUAUAUUUACAAACAUACAAAUACUAAAAGCUCUGCAAUUAGGAAGCCGUUUAUAUAUUUAUAUUUAGAAGCAAACGUCCUCUAUCAAGCAUCAUCUAUGUUUCCUAACACAUUGAUAAAAUGGUACAUAUUCCAAUCGUGUUAGUUAACGCAAUGCAUUGUCACUUUUAUCCUCUAAUUAUAAUAAUAAUGUGCUAGGUUGGUUAUACCACAAGCAGCUAACUCCAUUCUGGUCAAAAUGGUGGUUACUGGUACUAAGAUUUGGAGGUCACGAUGAAAUAAUAACAAUAAUACGUAUAAUUGAAGGGGCAUCCCUUUUCUCGUCUCUUUCCCUUUGACUUUGUGAUUUGCGACCAUCCCAUCCAGUGGGAUCUCGGUGUAAAUUUUAACGUGAGGAUGAAUGUACACCGCACUUAAAAUGGUGAACGAUGUAUUGGAGUGGUCUCAAAGCAAAUGGGUAGCUAGCAAGUGUUGCGUGUAAAAGAAAAUAUGAUGCGCAACUGACUAUAGGACUGACAACAGGCAAAACAGACGAGCGGGCGACACCUGUGUUUUUAGCCUGGAAAGACUUCCUCCCUUUGUCCUUCCUCCCUUAUUCCCCAGGUCCCCAUGUAUCUUUUGGCAUAAGGGGUCAUUCCUCUGACCGUAAGCCAGUGGUUCAGACAACUCCAUGGAAGAACAAGGCCACACAGUUCACAUAGUGCAGCCCACUUGGGUAUUUUAUUUGUUUCUGUUUUGAUUUAUUCCUAUUAUCUAGUCAUACACAUUUCUAAUACUUUAGCAGUAGGCAGGACAAAGGCUGCGUGCAUGUGGACGUUUGGAUCUUAUGGCAGUCCUGGGGUUGGCCUGUAUAUGUUUGUCUGAGAGUUUGGGCUUCUGCGGUGAAGGAGGGAGGUUAGAGGGGAGAGCUCCAUUCCUGGGGUCAUGACUUCUCUUUGCCAUGAGGGAUUGGCUCCCAGACAUAGUGGUUAGGGAGAUGAGUCCAAGGGGGUAACUAAACCAUACUGUGGUCUGGACUGUCAAAUGAAGGGGCAGACAUACUGUAAACCUUUUAGACUCAAGAACAUAGUACACAUAUUACAUAGAAAAUAAACAUGUACAAAUUUACACAUUUUGUACAUUGAAAAUACACAAAAAUACAGUCACGUGAGCAGUGCCUGACACAUACUUAACCCCGCCCUACUCAUUCACACACAUAAACCCAGUCAAAAGAAAAUUCCUUUCCACUAAAAUUAAAGCAUAUAUCCUUAGGGAGACAUUGGAGCAGAUUCCUGGAGGGCAAAAAGCCUGGGAACCCCCAUGAAACCAUGCUAGGGAUCAGAGUGGAGCGGGCCCGAACACAAAAACAAACAUGGCCACCGUCCGUCAUCCAUGUCACAACGCUGGCUCUCCUCAUGCUGAGGCCGCGUAGCACAGGUCACCACUUUUCCACAUCCAUUGAACUCAAGUCGAAUUAGACGUUGAAUCUCAUGAAUUUAAAAGAAGAUAAGGCACUUUUCAAUAAUUGACCAUUCAUUGCACAGGAGGCCGGUGAGAGGAGGAUGGGUAGUAAUAAUGGCUGGAAUGGAAUAGUAUCAAACACAUGUUUGAUUCUAUUUCGUUCUAGCCAUUAUAUGAGCCCAUCCUCCCUAAUUAAGGUGCCACCAGCCACCUGUGGUCCAGUGCUAGAAAAGUUAGGCAAUAUUAUGGUUAUUCUUAGUUGAUUACAUCUGUGUUGUUCUAUGAUUGCCCCACCUGUUCUAUGGUGAUAGUUAUACAGUAUGUGUCCAUAUGUGAGGGGCCUAACAGUGCAGUAAGAGGAUUGGCUUUUAAGGGUAAAUUGGACACAUUCUGUGCUAAUCUCUUCGUACGUGUUUAACCCUCCCUGGUGAAUGGAGGAAGGCAGUGUUCAAGACAUGUUUCUUCUCCACCCAGGAACUGAGGGGGAAAAGGCAGGUCUGUCAUUCUAAUAGAGGACUAAAUGGCGUGCCACUUCAUAUAGUAUAUUAACAUGCGGCUCAAUACUGCCCUAUCUAAGCUUUAGAGACUGGACACUGGGUUGUGUGCAGUAGGCACGGAAUGGAAGAAAACCCUCUGAAGCAGAGUGAAACAUGGAGGUUCUAGCUGGUUGUACCUGUCCAAUGAAAAACACACAUUUUCGCUUUCCCCUCCUAAAGGUUUUGCCUAGUGUGCCCUAAUGAACACAACCCGGGGAAUUCUCAAUAGCUUUUUAUGAGGCAAAGAGGGAUGAAUUAACAACCCAUGUUGCAGUUUCGAAGCAGAUACAACUCAAACGGGUAUCCGGAGGUAGAACUAACAAUCACACUGAUCUCAAAAUGAAGCAGAAUCAUCAAUCUAAUGGCAUCACUGAUGUAAUAAAUACCAUGGGAACAAUGAGAAAGCGGGUGUUAUUUUGGUUUUGUUUGAUAAAACAAAUUUUAUGACAGUCCCACGUGUAUCUUAAACUAGACUGUGAUGAUUGCCUGUAUUGAAGGCGUAACCAGCUAACAUAACUUAAUUAACUCUCUCUUGUGGAAGACAAUCUUGUAAAACACUUUGAAGUGAUGUUGGGUAUUUCCAAUUGGGACACUGUUUGUGUGGCACACAUCCCAAACAGAGUGAAUUGAUACAAGUCAAGUCACUGUCUGGUGGCAGAAGUAAUUUUUAUGCAGAGUAAGCAUUUUACAUUUUAAUCGUUUAGCAGAUGCCCUUGUACAGAUUAAUUUAAAUAAUCCCACAGCACCCCC
Oncorhynchus keta (chum salmon) is the source of this 8525-nucleotide messenger RNA. RefSeq names its product dishevelled associated activator of morphogenesis 2 (gene daam2). Gene Ontology annotation, molecular function: small GTPase binding; actin binding. The record is from RefSeq and is a predicted model, not a curated record. Gene Ontology annotation, biological process: negative regulation of oligodendrocyte differentiation; actin cytoskeleton organization; regulation of non-canonical Wnt signaling pathway. The transcript has 26 exons. NCBI's taxonomy places the organism in Eukaryota, Metazoa, Chordata, Actinopteri, Salmoniformes, Salmonidae. The coding region runs from base 541 to 3753 and encodes 1070 amino acids.